UGCUCGUCGUAAAACAGCACGUGACCGUUUUUUUGCAUUGAAAUGCACGUUUAAUGCAUCUGUUAACAGGAAGGCAAUCCUGGUUUAUCUACGACGAGUGGGCGUUUAAUGGUGGUAUCACGCGAUCUUAUUGGUGGAUUGCAACAUUGCACAUAUGCGCUCGAAAUGCACGACACACUAUUUCCUUUUUGCCAUCUAACGGUGCAUUUAUAAUAAACACGUAAACGCACUAAAUGGCAAUAAAAUGGGCAAGGCAGACGGUUGGAUCAAGGUGUAGCUGUCUCCAUGGCGACCAGCGUGGUUCCCGGGGACAACCUGCCCACCUAUAAACUGGUGGUGGUCGGUGACGGAGGUGUCGGGAAAAGCGCUCUCACCAUUCAGUUCUUUCAGAAGAUCUUCGUUCCAGAUUACGAUCCCACCAUUGAGGACUCGUACCUCAAACACACAGAGAUCGAUGGAGAGUGGGCUAUUCUGGACGUUUUAGACACUGCGGGACAGGAAGAGUUCAGUGCUAUGAGAGAGCAGUACAUGAGGACAGGAGACGGGUUUCUCAUCGUCUUCUCAGUGACCGAUAAAGCCAGUUUUGAACACGUCGACCGUUUCCACCAGCUUAUUCUUAGAGUGAAAGACAGGGAAUCUUUUCCAAUGGUCCUGGUAGCGAAUAAAGUCGACCUGGUGCAUCUGCGCAAGAUAACCAGCGAACAGGGUCGAGAAAUGGCCUCCAAACACAUUAUCACGUAUAUCGAAACGAGUGCAAAGGAUCCGCCCAUGAAUGUAGACAAAGCGUUUCACGAGCUUGUAAGAGUGAUACGUCAGCAGAUUCCAGAGCGAGGUCUGAAGAAAAAGAGAAAGGCCAAAUGGCGGGCGGACAGACCCUCGGGUUCCCAGAGGCUGCACUGUGUUGUACUGUGACCGCACCUCUCUAUCUCUGGGCGUCAGUGCCGCGAUGAUGAUCCCGUGACUCGGACUGUUAAAACACACACACACAUUCACACAACACACACAGUUGAUGAUAUCCAAGAAGUAGGGAACAUAAUUUGAAGAUUCCCAUUUGUCCGACGAUUCCAGGCAUUUGGUUGCAUUUUCGUAGCGGGCGACAGGUUUCUAGCGCUGUUCACUCACGUAACCUCUCAGAGAACAAUUUAAAAACAUCCUUUCUGAGGCCUUGUUUUCUAUUGUGUUUGUAUAUUUAUUGUGCUGAAUUCUAUAUUGUUAUGUGUUUGUUAAGACAGCACUAAGUCCUGUUCUGGGAAUAGUCGUUCUUACUGAUCAGAAAUCAAGUUGCAAAUUCAGAUAAUGUCGCAAGGGAAGGAUCGCCCACCAGGAGGGGAAACAAAUAUUUGUUAUUUUAGUUACCCAUUUUAUCUCAAUAUUAGAUGCAUUUCAGAUACGGUGAAUUAAAUGGGAAAACACAUUUUUAUUCAAAUUAUCGAUUUUAUUUACAUUUACAUUUAGGCAUUUGGCAGACGCUUUUAUCCAAAGCGACUUACAUUGCUUUAUCCUAUACAUUUUACAUAGCUAUUUGCGAUCCCCUGUGGGAUCGAACCCACAACCUUGCAAUGCUCUUACCACUGAGCUACAGGAAAGCUAUUUGAUUUAUUUGAUAUGAUUUCCCAGCUUUAAUGAUGCGGUUUAAUUAUUAAACCAGAAUGUGUCCCACCCCUGACACACCCACACUAAACAACACCCCCUGUAUGUGACACAUUGCCAAACAUAUCUACAAAACUCAAAGAAUGCUGUUCCUGGAUCGGCUUUCUCGACAAUAUAAUGUUAUCAAUCAGGAUAUAAAUACAUCAGCGGAUUGUAGAUCAGUUUUGUACAGUAAAUGCCUGAUCUUUCAUAAGUUGCCAUAAAACUGAGUAAAUCAGUGAUUGCACAAAAACGUCAGUGUUACAUAAAUGCAAUGUAACAUUACACAUCGUUACGUCAUGAGAACAUUAUGACCUCGUGAUGAUGUCAUAACGUUCCAGAAGAGUUUCCUUUUCAUUACAGUCGUUUAUCGCUUGAACGCAUUGUCACUUUACUUUGAGCGUGUUUUGAAGUUCUCAUCGAUGUUUUGAAUGUAACGUCUGUCGUUCUAUACGCCUAUUUCUCUGUUUUGCUUUGAGAUUUCAAAAGUCCAGCUUUAGUGUUUAGCUUAAAAGAACAUUGUCCAAGUAGCCCGUGGUUUGUUUCGUGAUCGUAUACUGCUCUUGUUUUGGCUACUUGUUAUUUUUAUCUUACGAAAGCAAAUCUUUUUGUUUUUAGACUGGAAAUGAGAUGUCCUGACAUUUUCAACUUGGUGCAAAUUUCGUGGCUCAGUUAUUUGCUACUGUUGUUUUGUUUCCUUUUUUUUUUUUUUAAGUAAUUUAAUAUACAGAUUCUAUGUAUUAUGUGAUCAUGUUUGUAUGAAGAUCGUUAUGACCAAUAGAGGCCAAAACAGCUCUUAAAAGAAGGGAAUUUUUACAUCAGGAAAAUUGUAGGAAUUUGUAAAGUGGAAUGUAAACAUAUUAUAAUAAAUAAUGAAUCAAUUCAGAAA
Messenger RNA from Triplophysa dalaica, 2518 nucleotides. It is a transcript of the gene mrasb, whose product is annotated as muscle RAS oncogene homolog b. The coding region runs from base 286 to 912 and encodes 208 amino acids. NCBI's taxonomy places the organism in Eukaryota, Metazoa, Chordata, Actinopteri, Cypriniformes, Nemacheilidae. Gene Ontology annotation, biological process: signal transduction. The transcript is spliced from 6 exons. Gene Ontology annotation, cellular component: plasma membrane. The record is from RefSeq and is a predicted model, not a curated record. Gene Ontology annotation, molecular function: GTPase activity; GDP binding; GTP binding.